Molecule: messenger RNA, 4280 nt
Organism: Diachasma alloeum
Lineage: Eukaryota; Metazoa; Arthropoda; Insecta; Hymenoptera; Braconidae
Exons: 11
Coding region: 1235-2788 (517 amino acids)
Cellular component (GO): extracellular region
Source: RefSeq, a predicted model, not a curated record
ACUCGCCUUCGUCAGUCUCCCACGUCUCGACUUGGUUCACUCGUUCCCCGGAUAUCGUCUGUGCAGGACAAGUUCCCUUCAAGUCCUUUAAACUCGCGCAUAAUCGAUUUUCACGAGUGAAAAAUAGAAAUCGUUGAAUGGAAAGAUCAAUCAGAGGUGCUUCAAACGCCUAUCAAGCGAAUUCGAUCGAUUGUCGUCAAACAUUCGGAGUGAUGAGUAAAUAAACAUUUUCACAAGUGAUUUUAGCGCGAGAGAAGUGUUGAAAAUAUUCGGUGGAAUUGACUGAUGAAUUUAUUUGAUUAAUGGAAGGUUUUUAUGCAGUUCUCGAGGGUCAAGUGCACUCUCAAAUCAAUUUCACCUGAAAGAUGUUUGAAAAAUCGUUUCUUCUCAUCAAAAAAUAAAUUGAAAUGUUGUAAAAAAAUUGGGGCUUAAAUGAUGUAGAUAAUCGUCUCCUGCUCCAGAAACAAAACAUAUUUACUUGAUUUUCCGAUAUUAGAUGCAUUUUUCAUGGCUCAAAUGCAACGAGGAAAUGGCAAAUGAAUUUUUUUCAACUGAAAAAUCCUAAAAACAAUUUAGCAAUUGGAUGAAUCGGCGAUUCAAUUUUUUCCAUUUACCCUAGAGCAGAAAAAAUAUUUUCUGACAUUACCUCACAACUGAGUACAUAACAAUACUGGCCGGUGGGUUAUCGUGACACCUGUAAUCACCGACAAACGAUUAGAACUGUUGUUUACAUCAUCCCGAAGGUUGCUUCUAGUGCUUCUGGUGAUUGUAUUUGUUUGUGAUUUGUGAAGGGAGAGUAGUGGUCACUGCUGAUUGUUUAUAUGCGGGGACGACCUCGAUCUUGAGAGCAGUCGCCAAUGGCUCGACACGACCGUGAGUUAUGCCGGUGUCGAGUGUCCACGAGGCUUCCGUCUACCCUCAACGAGGGAAGCACGCACAAUACGUCAAUUUUGACCCAUAAUUAAUAAUUUCGUGGGGAAAGCUGAGUGCAAGGGUUUGAAGAACUCAUAAGAAAAUCAUGUACAGGUGAAAACAAAAAUUAUUUCGAUGAUGAAAAUUGAAUAACAAUUAAUUACAACAAUUGAUUUAUAAAAAAAGUUAUUGAAAGUGCUUCAUCAACUUUAUCCCAAGUGUGGAAUAAAGACAAAAAGUGAGUGAGAGAUAAUAAGGACGUAACAAUAGGGGGUGGCCAGUAGAAUCGAUUUUCCCGGAGCUCAACUGCAUCACCAGUGCAAUGACCUCCAAACCGGCAAGGUCCUACUCUGUGAGAUCGCCACGCGUCGGUGGACCACUUUCACAGUCGCUGGCGAUGAUUCCACCGACGAUGCACGGUCACGAGUUCAAUCAACCGCUCUCGCGGGUCGUCAUGACCAGGAAAACCGACCAGAGGACCUUCAGCAAAGGGCGAAAGGGUGGUGAACCGUUGCUCGAGACUGUUACGCGAGAGACUGUUGAACUUUUUAAUGGGGGAAGGGCGGAGAGGAAGUACACGUCCGAGACGAGGGAUAUUGUUACACCAAAGUCGAGCAGUAUGCCAUCGCUGAACGUAAGUGGAACCAAAAAGAAGGUGGUUGCCUUUGUAGACCAACUUGAUAUCGAAAGAUCACGUGCGGAUUCAGUGAGGUCGAAGUCGCCUCUGACAGCGUCUCCAGCGUCUCCUGGACCUCUGUCGAAUUCGUUACAUGGGAGUUUUCAUGGGAGUCUUGGGAGCGAUGGCAUGUCCUGCAGUAGUGCGAGGUCAUCAUCGGCUUCACCUGAUUCUGCACGGUACUCCUCGGCACAGAUAACAAAGACUGACACGCCUAAACCAUCUGUGCGCAGAUCUGGACCCGGCAAGGAAUUCAUCGAUCUUUGUCUAGAGACACAUAAUUUCUUCCGCGCGAGACAUGGAGUACCACCACUCAGACUUAAUAAACAGUUAUGUAAAACCAGUCAGGAUUGGGCGAAUAUUCUGGCGACAAAAGGAAGAUUGGAGCACAGAGCCAACAUCGAAUAUGGAGAGAAUUUGUACUGCAUGUGGAGCUCAAACCCAAAGACUAUCGUCAAUGGCGAUGAACCUGUUAAUGAAUGGUAUGCAGAGGAAGCACAACAUCAGUAUACCAAAGAGCCGACAACCCUGAAGAGUGGUCAUUUUACGCAGGUCGUAUGGAGAGACAGUACCGAGCUCGGUGUAGGAAUGUCGCGUAAUCGUAAUGGUGAAGUUUACGUCGUAUGCAAUUACAAUCCAGCUGGCAACUUUCUCGGAAGUUUUAUGGAGAAUGUAUUACCACCUGGCGGAGGCUCGCCGGGGAAAAGUAAUGGUCUAGCUUCCAGAGGUGCUCACUCAGCUGUCGAUGAGGCAGCGUGGCAGCAGGAGGCAUUGCUCGUUCAUAAUGAGUAUAGGAGGAAACACAGAGUGCCUGAUCUGAGACUCAGCGGGGAAUUGACUUCUGCUGCGAGGGCUUGGGCGAACACUUUAUUGAACACAAACAAACUGGUCCCCCAGUCGAGCUCUCCAUUCGGUGAGAACAUUUACUCGGUGCAGUGCUCCGAUCCCAAUCUCAUUGUUCCUGCACGUGAGGUUGUGUCCAAGUGGUACGCUGAACGAAAGGACCACAAGUAUGGCAUCGAACCAAAAGUAUUAAAUACCUGUCAUUUCACACAGAUCAUCUGGAAAUCCUCCACCGAGAUGGGGAUAGCAAUGGCCAAAAAGGACGGGACUUGCGUUAUCGUGGCGUGUUACCACCCGAGAGGUAACAUUGUCGGACAGUUCACCGAGAACGUCCCGAAGCCCUCGCGUAUCGCAUGAUAAGUGCCCAACUCGUCGAUAACGUACCUAGACCCUUGUAUUUACCCAAAAACCCCAAAAAAUUUCUCGUAGGUGUAAAUAAAAAGGAACCACGUAACUACUACGUGAAAAUAAACAUUCCACACCCAAAAUAAUGAGUAAAACCUUAAGACAAAUAAUUCUUUAUAUUUUUAUAAUUAAACAAAACGUUUUUGUUAUUACGAAAAAAUUUCUUUGACUAUGAAAAAUUGAAAAGAAAAAUCUUGUCUAUUUAAGCAAUAUUUUAGAGUGAAUAUCAACAGUACAUGCUAUAAUUAGGGGAUAUUUAUAAUGAAUUUACCUCAUGCAUUGCGUUCAUAGAAACGACAACACAGGAUAUGCAAUGGGGACAUGUUCUCUUCUUAUUUUCGAUCAUUUUUCUUUCUUUAUUACUUUAAAUACGGACGUUCACAUUUGCUUCCAUUUUGGUAUUUUUUUUUGUUUCCGGUCGAGAAUUUAACUUUACUUAAACUUUAAUCACGAUUAUUUUCGACGCCUCCAAGAAAAUUUAAUUUAAUGAGAAAUCAUUGUUACAUUAAAAUUUUUUUUAUUUAAAUCUAAUCGAUUAGGGAGUUGGAUCAAAAAUUGUUCAUCGUUGGGUACAUCAGACAAUAAUCUGUUUUUCCCUUUUAUCAGGACGUAUUCAUAUGUAUUCAUAUUUUUAUGAUAUCGGUGGUAUGAAAAUUGAUUGAAUUAUUUAGUGAAGGGAAUCUUUUUUUGUUCAAAAUUGAAUUCUCAACGAAAGUAAGUCUCUUAACAUUACGCUCUAGAACUCUCGUUUCGCAAAUAUUUACAGAAUAUAGUAAAUUUACUGUUUCAACUUAUUUUUUCUCAUCUUUUCACUAAUUGAUUCAAUUAAUAAAACGAUACGCGUUACAUCACUCUCGUGUUUUCUCUUAAAAAUCGGUAGAAAAGAGGCGUCUAGUCUUAAUAUACAAAGCGUGUAUGCGUUGAAAAUUUUUACUCCACUACUUUCUUCAAUUCACAUUUGUUGAUUUCAAUGGAGAAAUUAUUCACUUCCGAUUAAACACACUCGUACAAUUGCCUAAGCCGAAUUCUAGAUGCAAUUUAUUUCAUUCUAAUGUCGAGAUCAGGUUUAGACCUAGUCAUUCAAGAAUACACUGUAAGAUUUUCAGAUCAACUAAUGAGAAUUGUAAAAAAAAUCGUUAGAGAUAGAGUCGAAGAGGGAAAUACGAAAAUUACUGAGCAAUUCGUAACUGAUCAAUUGCGGACAUAAUGUACAUCUACAUUGUGAUUGAAUUUAAGCAUUUGAAAGCAGCAAUUUAAGACGUGAAAUUAUUUAGAUGAUUAGUUAGGGGUAUGCAAGGGGGCAAUCCCUGGAGAGGAAUGAAUUUGAGGGAGAAAUAAAUUUUGAACUCUUUACAAUGGCAAGAAUAGUUUAAAAAAACACUUGUGUGAGAUUCAAUGAGAACAAUUGGGUAUGAUUGUACUGAAAAUAUAACAUUUGAAGAUA